Penicillium atrosanguineum is the source of this 11826-nucleotide messenger RNA. Its product is annotated as Hit family protein 1. The transcript has 11 exons. Gene Ontology annotation, biological process: fatty acid biosynthetic process; secondary metabolite biosynthetic process. The record is from RefSeq and is a predicted model, not a curated record. The coding region runs from base 1 to 11826 and encodes 3941 amino acids. NCBI's taxonomy places the organism in Eukaryota, Fungi, Ascomycota, Eurotiomycetes, Eurotiales, Aspergillaceae. Gene Ontology annotation, molecular function: 3-oxoacyl-[acyl-carrier-protein] synthase activity; fatty acid synthase activity; phosphopantetheine binding.
AUGUCCUUUGCCAAGGAGCCGAUAGCGGUCAUCGGGAGCUCCUGCCGAUUUCCCGGCGGUUCUGAUACCCCUUCCAAGCUCUGGGAACUUCUAAAAACCCCCACGGAUUUGCUUCGCAAGGUCCCAGAGAGCAGGUUCAACAUCAACGCUUUUUAUCACCCCGACCCGAUCCAUCAUGGAACAACCAACGUUCAAAGUUCCUAUUUUCUGGAUGAGAAUCCAGGGAAGUUUGACACAAAUUUCUUCGGUAUUCCUCCUAAAGAGGCAGAAAGCAUUGACCCCCAACAACGACUUCUGAUGGAAACCGUGUACGAUGCUCUAUGUGCGGCCGGUUUGCCCAUGGAGAGCUUACGUGGCUCUUCCACUGCAGUAUAUGUUGGCCUUAUGUGUGAUGACUGGUCCUCGAUGGUGCAGUCUGAAAUUGACGAGAUGCCUACGUAUACUGGAACAGGUGUGGCUCGUAGUAUCAUGUCAAACCGCCUAUCAUACUUCUUUGACUGGCACGGACCUUCCAUGACAAUUGAUACUGCCUGCUCAUCAAGUCUCGUUGCUGUUCACGAGGCUGUUCGUGUCCUACGCAGUGGGGAAUCAAAAGUGGCGGUUGCGGCGGGUGCAAAUCUUAUCCUGAGUCCUGGACAAUAUAUCGCCGAGAGUAAGCUGCGUAUGCUAUCCCCCACUGGAAGAUGCCAUAUGUGGGAUUCUUCUGCGGAUGGAUAUGCUCGUGGAGAGGGCAUUGCAUCAGUAGUUCUUAAACCACUGAGCCAGGCAUUGCAAGAUAAAGAUCACAUCGAAUGUAUCAUCAGGGAAACGGGUGUGAAUCAAGAUGGUCGUACCUCUGGCAUAACAGUGCCUAGCAGUGUUGCCCAGACCAGUUUGAUUCGAGACACCUAUGCACGAGCGGGACUUGACCUGAGUAAAGCCAGCGAUCGUCCCCAGUUUUUCCACGCUCAUGGAACGGGAACAAAGGCCGGCGAUCCCAAAGAGGCAGAGGCUAUUUACCAGGCCUUCUUCUCCGGAAGCCCAAACGCCGAGAAGCUGUACGUUGGCUCCAUCAAAACAGUGAUUGGUCACACUGAGGGCACAGCUGGACUGGCGAGCCUGAUAGGAACCUCCCUCGCCUUGCAGAAUGCGAUCGUUCCGCCAAAUAUGCACUUCAACAACCUCAACCCUGACAUCUCUCCGUUUUAUGACUCUCUUGAGGUCCCUGUUUCCGCAACAGAGUGGCCAGCUGUCCGGCCAGGACAAGUUCGAAGAGCGAGCGUUAACAGUUUCGGUUUCGGUGGAACGAACGCCCAUGCGAUUCUCGAGGAAUAUAUUCCAGAAACGGAUAGCACUCUCAACAACCUAGUGUCAACACUGUGUACACCACUUGUAUUCUCCGCAAACUCGACAGCUUCCCUCAAAGAUCUCCUUACACAUCACUUACAUUACCUUCAAGCACACCCCAACACUAACCUUCGGGAUCUGGCAUUUACACUUCAACAUCGCAGGUCUACACUGCCAUUCAGAAAGGCUAUUGUAGGCUCCACGGCGGAUUCUCUUUGCCAAAGCCUCGAGAAUUUGCUGGCCAGUACCGACCCUCAGCUCGAUACUCGCUAUUCCAAUUUUCCGAAACCUCGUAUCUUGGCGGUUUUUACCGGACAAGGAGCCCAGUGGCCGCGAAUGGGCGCUAUCUUGCUCGAAUCAUCCGAGUUUGUCCGAAACCGUUUUGCCAACCUGGACAGAUCGCUGCAAUGCCUUCCUGAAUCCGAGAGACCUAAAUGGACCAUUCAAGACCAGCUUCUGGCUUCAUCUUCAUCAUCUCGGGUCACUGAAGCGGCUAUCUCGCAACCCCUCUGCACUGCUGUGCAGAUUAUUUUGGUGGAUCUACUCCGAGCUGCCGACAUCCGCCUUCAUGUCGUUAUUGGCCACUCAUCCGGCGAAAUCGCAGCAGCUUACGCUGCUGGGCUUGUAUCCGCCCAUGAUGCCAUUCGUAUCGCAUAUUACCGUGGUUUCUAUGCCAGACUGGCAUCCUCUCGUAAUGGAUCUAAGGGCGCCAUGGCUGCCGUGGGCGCAUCUUUUGGAGAAGCUGAAGAUUUCUGUCAACGAGAAGAAGUGAAGGGUUGUAUUCAGGUUGCGGCUUAUAAUUCGUCAUCUAGCCUUACAUUGUCUGGUGACGAAGAGGCCAUCGACAAGGCAGUUGAGCUCUUCAAGAGCGAGCAAAAGUUCGCUCGCCGUUUGAAAGUGGAUACUGCAUAUCACUCGGUACACAUGGAGCCCUGCGCCCAACAUUAUCUCCAGGCUCUUCAAAGUUGCAAGAUAGAAAAAAUGGAGCCCAAUGAAGACCGGCCGACCUGGAUAUCGAGUGUGUUGAGCGGCAAUUCCAUGAAUGCUGCUAAUCUUCGAGAGGAAUACUGGGUAAGAAAUAUGGUUCAACCGGUUUUGUUUUCCUCGGCUGUGGAGACUGCUCUUGAAUACGGAGACCACUUUGAUGCCGCUAUAGAGAUUGGCCCCCAUGCCGCGCUUAAAGGGCCAGCUUUGGACACCUUGGCCGAGGCUGGCGUGCAUGUUCCCUACACAGGUAUUCUCUCACGCGGAAAGAAUGAUUUGGAGGAGUUUUCGGCUGCUCUAGGGUUUUUGUGGUCCCUUCUUGGUUCCAAUAUUGUGCAAUUCGACAAAUUUGAUCAAGUCUUCAACGUGGACAAUGGUCAUAAAUCACUCUUGAAGGACCUUCCUAGUUAUCCUUUCAUUCACCAAAAUACCUAUUGGGCAGAGUCUCGGGUUGUACGAGCCCAGAGACAACUCGCAAUACAACCUCAUCCGAUUUUGGGUAUGCCCUGCAUUGGAACUACAACAUCUACCGAGGCCCAGUGGAAAAAUAUCCUGAGGCCAUCGGAGAUCUCCUGGCUACAAGGGCACAAGCUUCAGGGUCAAAUUGUGUUCCCAGCUACUGGGUAUGUCGUGAUGGCGAUCGAGGCGAUCAGGAAGCUUGCAGGGGACAAGCAGAUUUCUCACCUCAGGAUUACGGACCUGAUCCUGGAGCGCGCUAUCGUUUUCAGUGAUGACAACACGAAUAUUGAAACCCUCUUCAGCCUCAAGAUUCAUCAGUCAGAAGACACUCUCAUCUCCGCAUACUUCACUUGUUUCUCGACGCCGCAGGGUGAUCAAUCUAUGGUGGCCAAUGUCAAAGGAAACGUCGAAGUCAAGUUCGGUGAAUGCUCAGCUGAUAUACUCCCUGCCCGCUUUCACUCUAGCGAUCACAAUCUGGUAGAUGUCGACAUUGACCGUUUUUACUCUGCACUGCGAAAGAUCGGAUAUGAGUACUCUGAGCCCUUCUGCGGCAUGGCGAACAUCGAGCGUAGAAUGGGAUUUGCUCGUGGAAAGUUGAUUGAUCAAGCUGAUUCAGGCUGGGAGGACCAGCUUAUGCUUCAUCCUGGCAUGCUGGACACAGCUUUGCAGACUCUAUUUGCUGCUUUCAGUUAUCCCGGAGAUGGAAGUUUGCGGUCCCUUCACGUCCCUAUUCGGAUUGACUCUCUUGAUUUCAAUCCUUUCUACUGCCUCAACGAACCAGAAAAGCAAUUGAUCGUUCCUUGGGAAACUACAGUCAGGGAUGAUGACUCUACCUCCAUCAAAGCCGACCUCCAAUUAUUCAGUGAGAAGGGUGAACAUCCCUUCUUGCAAGUUGAAGGUAUCAGUCUAAAGCCCUUUACCCCUCCAAGACCUGAGGAUGACACUACGCUAUUCUCAAAUUUUGAAUACCUGCUGGCUGGUCCUGAUGGUGAGCUUGCGUCUCGCGGCGAGCGACUGGAUGCAAAGAGCCUCCUAUUUGCAAAAGACAUGGAGCGACUAUCCUUCUAUUACAUUCGUCGUGUAUCUGAAAUGAGCCAAGAAGACCGCGGUAAAGCCCUUCCUCACUAUCAACAUUUGAUGAGCUGGGCAGAUUACAUUGUUGACAAGGUGGCUCGUGGAGAGCACCCUUGCGUUGAAAAGCACUGUAUUUCGGACACCCACGACCAGAUCCAGGACCUCACGGAUAGGUAUCGCGAUAAAGUCGAUGCACUACUUAUUGAGGCUACUGGAAAGAAUCUUCCCAAGGUCAUUCAAGAUGGCGAUAGUAUUCUUCAACACAUGACAAAGGAUGAUCUCCUUGGACGCUUCUACAAAGAGGGAGUCGGCCUUGAAGCUGCAAAUUGGUGGCUCGCGAACAUGGCGAAGCAGAUCAGUCAUCGAUACCCCCGGAUGAAGGUUUUGGAGAUAGGUGCUGGUACCGGUGGUUCUACCCAGGCGAUUUUGCCAAGGCUAGGAUCUGCCUUCUCAACCUAUACAUACACCGAUAUUUCCAGUGGAUUCUUUGAAGAGGCCGAAGAAAAGUUCAAGGAGUACGCAAACCGCAUGAUAUUCAAGACUUUCGAUAUGCAGCGAGCUCCAGCGGAACAAGGCUUUGAAGAAGGGACUUAUGAUAUGGUGCUGGCGUCGAACGUACUUCACGUCGCUGACCCUCUGGAGACUAUGAUGACAAACGUUCGUCGGCUACUGAAACCUGGAGGAUAUCUUGUUAAUCUUGAGACCGUCACAAACGAGAUUCUUCGCAACGGAGUUAUCAUGGGCGGCCUUCCUGGAUGGUGGAUUGCAGCUAAUAGUGGUCGACCUCACGGCCCAAUGCUUAGUCUAGACCACUGGGAUUCGCUUCUGAAGAAGUGUCAAUUUGGCGGAAUUGAGACAUCCACUCCUAUCUAUGAUCAACUUCACGCAGUUGCAGUCUGGGCUGCGCAGGCAGUGGACGACCGUCUGGAAACUCUCCGAAGUCCAACGACUGCUCUGACAGACUGUCACACUGCCAACUUCCCCCUUUGGUCAUCAUUGGAGGAGACUCAAUUGCCUCUUUUGAGCUCGUGGAAGAGAACCUCAAUUCCCAACGGCGCUACUGUUCUCAGUUUGUCCGAGCUGGAUGUGCCUUUGAUGAAAGAUCCCACUGAAGGAAAGAUGGAUGGAUUGAAGUUCAUGUGGAAAUAUGCGAAGAAUAUCUUAUGGGUAUCUUUAGGUGCGCGGACCGCACAGCCGUACUCAUACAUGAUGUUCGGUAUUGGCCGAGUGGUUAAAUUCGAGCAGCCUCAUAUGAACCUGCAGUUCCUGGAUAUCGAUGUCUUGGGAGCAGAUUCCGUCUCUCUUAUCUCAAAAACACUCCUGAGACACCAGCUUAUUGACGAAUAUUCACGUGGAGGCAAUGUUGACGAUAUUCUCUGGUCUUCUGAGCCCGAAAUUUUCAUCGAAAGCGGACAGAUGCUCAUUCCUCGUUUGUACCUCAACUCAAAGCAGAAUCUUCGGGCCAAUUCUUCGCGACGUGCUAUUUUUGAGAAUGUCGAUCCUGCAUUGACAAAUGUGAAGGUAGUCGACAACGGCUCUUCAUUCCAGCUUGAAGAGUUUUCUCCAUUGAGAAUAUCCAGACGGAACUCCAAGAAACCCCCUGCUGUGAUGAUACGUAUUAAUCAGUCUCUAUUGCAAUUCAUCAGAAUUCAAUCCAUCGGUUCAUUCAUGCUAUGCAUUGGAACGAAGGAAGAUGACUCCGGUUCUACUGUCAUCGCUCUUGCUCAAGCCUCAGAGUCGCCGAUCCUAGUUGAGCCCCAUUUGUUAAUUGACAUUCCACCUUCCUUCAAAUUUGGCCAAAUGGCCCUGCUUUCUGUUGCAGCCAAGCUUGUUGCUCGGGCAGUUGUUUCCAUGGCCCCUGAAGCAACCACAGUUCUUGUUCACGAAGCAGACAACUUAAUGAAAGCGGCAAUUUCUCAGGAAACUGUCAUUGCUAAAGUCCACAGCAAAUUUACAACGUGCUGCCGACAAAACUGCGGAGAUGGUCAAAACCUGCUUCAUUGUGCUCUCCCGGCUCGACUCCUCAAGAGACAGAUUCCCCGCGACACAUCCGUGUUUGUUAACUUCUCAUCGCCUAAUGGGGCCGAUGCUGAGCUGACAAAAUCUAUGGAAUCUUGUCUUCCCUCUCAUUGUGUGAAGACGGGAACAGAUUCUUUCUUCACAAGUGAGCUAUAUAGUGUUCCUGGGUCCGAUUCAUCUCAGCUCGGAAAGCUGCUUCAGAAUGUUUGGAAGUCUAUUAAGACAAACAGCCUACCUGUCGGCUCUCCAAAGUCCAUUGCUUUGAACGAGAUACAGAAUUACUGUCCAGCGAGGGAACCACUUCGGGCCAUUGACUGGAAUGUUCGAAGCGUUCAACUUCGUCUCCGGCCCGUCGAUAACGAAAAGAUAUUCCGUUCCGAUAAAACAUAUCUAUUGAUUGGUCUUGCCGGAGAGGUUGGACAAUCGCUCUGCCAAUGGAUGGCAAGGUGUGGCGCUGGGUGCGUUGUGCUUACGAGCAGAAAUCCCACCGUUGACGAAAACUUCGUCCGCUCCGUUGGACAGAGUGGCGCCAGCGUUAGGGUCAUAUCAUUGGAUAUUACAAGUCGGGACUCCCUUCAAAGAUGCCUUGAUGAAAUCAAACACAGCAUGAAUCGGGUAUUAAGGCCUAAGGUUGAAGGCUGCAAGAUUCUCGAUGAAGUUUUCCACGAUGAACCCUUGGAAUUCUUUGUUAUGUUCUCCUCACUGACUGCGUGUCUUGGAAAUGGUGCCCAGAGCAACUAUGCGGCCGCUAAUAUGUUCAUGACGGCCCUCGCAUACCAACGACGGAAACGCGGUGCCGCUGCAUCAGUGAUAGAUCUCAGCGCGCUCAUGGGAAUUGGAUAUGUUGGUCGGUCUGAGACCUUCGAUUCUGAUUAUUUUGCAGCCCUCGGUGCCGCCAGCUUGUCGGAGUCGGAUCUUCAUCAGAUUUUCGCCGAAGCCGUCAAGGUCGGUAGAGCUGACUCUGUUGAAUCUCCAGAGGUCGUCACCGGUAUAAGUCCUUCUUUUGCAGGCGAGCUGAUCAAGGACCAAUAUCGCUCCGAGUUGAAGUUCUCUCACCUCAUGUUCGAGCGAAUUAAUACCCAGGAAGGAACCCGCAUGGCUUCAACUGUUUCUGUCCGAGCCCAGCUCAAGGAAGUCAAAUCCUUUGACCAGGUUCCGAGCAUCCUGAAAAAUGCCUUCAUUGCGCGUGUGAAGAAACUACUCCAGAUUCCGUUGGAUGAGGUCGUCGAUGAAACCAAUGUCCUCGUCGAAUUGGGUGUUGAUUCUUUGAUCGCAAUUGAUAUCAGAACAUGGUUCUUGAAGGAACUUGAAGUUGACCUGCCCGUUCUCAAAAUUCUAGGGGGUAGUACUAUCAGUGGUUUGAUCAAUGACAGCAUCGAGAAGAUCCCAAGCACAAUCAUUGACCUUCAGCAUCUGUCUUCCAAGGCUCAGCUUGACUCAGGGCCAAUUCCUGUCGUUAUAGCGACCCCGCUAGAGACCCUAGAAAGGACCCAAGAAGCUAGAGGCAAAGAUGCUUUGCAAGACUUCACUCCGCUAUCGUCUGAUGCAUCGGCACCUCAAAUGAUUGGUACCCCGUCCAAUGUCAGCACAUUUGGUGAUACGACAGAUUUAUCUUCAGUUGACAACAGCUGGCGCGAGAAUCUCAUUGAGUCUUCCACUGAAGCGACUGAGCAUAUGUCAUUUGGUCAAACAAGAUUCUGGUACUUGCACCACGCACUGGAGGAUAAAACGACCUUCAACGUCGCUCUUUCUAUCCGCCUGACUGGUCUUAUCCACGCUGAGAACCUCGGAAAGGCACUUGAGCGAGUCGGCGAACGGCACGAGGCCAUGCGCACCCGCUACUUCUGGUCAGGCGAGCAUGAAGACAUACCCACGCAGGGAAUACUUUCCACCCCCCUAGUGCGACUAGAGAAGAAGCGGAUCUUUCAGAGAUCCGAGGCACAAAAGGUCCUAGACGAGAUACGCGAUUAUCGCUGGGAUCUUGGCGACUGGGAAGCCAUGCAAUUCGUUCUCGUAACGUUGUCUGACACUGAGCACUGGCUGAUUGUCGGUUGUCAUCAUAUCACCCUUGAUGGCGUGAGCAUCCAAAUCAUUUUUGCCGACCUUGAAAAGGCUUAUCUUGGAGUCAAUUUGUCGCCUCUCCCUGAAAAGUCGCAAUACCGAUACCUCGCAGUACAACAGCGCCAGGACUAUGAAAUGGGGCUUUUCCAGAAAAGCAUCGAUUUCUACAAAAAAUGCAUUCCCAGGGAUGUUCAGCCAAUCGAUCUGUUUCCGUUUGCAAAGAUUCAAGUGAGGAAGCUACAGAAGUCCUAUCGUUCCUCUCGCGCUGAUAUCCGACUUCAACCCGAAGAAACCGCUCUGAUCAAACAGGUUGCUCGGCAAAAUCACUCAACCAAUUUCCACUUGUACACGGCUGUUCUCCAAGUCUUACUGUUCCGUCUCCUCCCGGAUAUGGACGAGCUGUUCAUUGGUAUCGCCGAUGCCAAUCGUACUAGCCAGGAGGUCCUGGAGACCGUGGGUUUCUUUCUGAACCUGUUGCCUAUUCGACUUGACAGGGCUUCUACGAAUUCGAAAUUUGGUAACGUAGUGAAGAAUGUCAGAAAUAAGGUCUAUGGCUCUCUUGAGCAUUCUGGUCUCCCAUUUGACUUGCUUCUCAAUGAGCUGGGAAUUGAUCGGUCGGCAAAUGCGCCGCCAGUCUUCCAAGUGUUCGUUGAUUACCGCCAGGGCACACAGGAACGAGCCAAGUUCGCCGAUUGUAAGGCUGAGGGUGAGCAGUGGUAUCACCCCCGCACUGGCUAUGAUGUCUCUUUCGAUAUCCUCGAGAACACCGCCGGUGACACUCUGCUCACAUUACAAUUGCAAGAAUCUCUGUACAGCCAAGAGCACACGGAUCUCCUGCUUAGGGCUUAUGUUAAUCUCCUCAAGUCGUUCACAAAAACUCCCGGGGUGGAUGUGUCGGUGAAAUCUCCACCAGUCUGGACAAAUGAAGAUGUCUCUAAGGCACUACAAGCUGGAACAGGACCUGCAAACGCUCUUCAGUGGCCCCAGACCGUUGUUCAUCGAAUCGAUGACAUGAUUCGCCUCCGUGGAUCAAGUCCUGCUGUGAAAGAUGGCAGCGGCAAGACUCUUACAUUCGAGGAGUUUGGACGUCGCAUCGAUGGUAUUUCGCAAAGUCUAGCAAAGGCGGGAAUAUCCAAAGGAUCAGUCGUGGGUGUACUUCAAGAGCCCAGCACAGAUUGGAUCUGCUCAAUGCUUGCUGUAUUCCGAGUUGAUGCUACUUACCUUCCUCUUGACCUUCGCAACUCAAUCCAUCGAAUUCAAAGCGCAGUGAAGGCCGCGAAACCCAACGUGUUCAUCAUUGACGAGAUGACGAAAGCAACUAUUGAGGCUGUCAACGCUACCGAUGCCACUGUUAUUGACAUUUCCCAAGUUGCGACCAGACCCGAAGGAGCCGAUCGGACACCAAACUUGGCUUCAGCUGACUCGGUCGCUGUCAUUUUGUUUACCAGCGGAACCACCUCAGAGCCUAAGGGCAUCUUGAUCAAGCACUCUAAUCUGGUGGCCCAAAAUGAAGGCUUCACACAGCAGCUCGAUAUUGAAAAUGGCGCUGUAUCGAUGGUUCUGCAGCAAAGUGCUUUUAGCUUCGACUUCUCACUGGAACAAACAUUCGUGGCACUUUGCAACGGAGGGUGUCUUUUGGUGGUCCCUUCCUCUGUUCGAGGUGACCCUGAAGAACUAACAAAGCUGAUGAAAGAGCAAAGGGUCUCUUACGUAUCUGGCACGCCAUCCGAGUACGAAAUGUGGUUCCGCUUUGCAGAGGAAAAUCUGCAGAGCUGCUCUAACUGGAAAUAUGCCUUUUUCGGUGGUGAGCGUUUCUCCGACCGUUUCGUCCAGUACUUCCGAAAGCUUGCGCUACCUUCGCUGCGGAUAUUCAACAACUACGGCCCUGGUGAAACGACAAUCGCGUGUACCUCGCGUGGAGAGAUCGCCUACCGUGAAAUUAAUCUGACAUACCCGCUGCCCGUUGGAUUUGCUGCACCAAACUACGCGCUCUAUAUCGUUGAUGAGCAGCUCAAGCCAUUGCCCAUCGGCGUGCCAGGAGAAGUUGUUGUCGGUGGUGCUGGUGUCUCAGCUGGAUACCUUGGCCUGGAUUCUGUUACGCGGCAAAAGUUCAUUCCAUCGUCUUUUGCUGAGGUCAGUGGAAACUUCCUUGCCAACAAAUGGCAGACUGUUUACCGCACGGGAGAUCGUGGUUUCCUGCGAGAUGACGGAGCCUUAUUCCUCACGGGUCGUAUGGAUGGCGAUACUCAAGUCAAGCUCCGAGGUUUCAGAAUUGAACUUGCGGAAAUUGAAGCAGCUCUGAUCAAGGCUUCCGAAGGAACCUUGACACAUGCUGUAGUGACGCUGAGAGAGGAGAGUGAAGAAAAUUUCAUUGCUGCACACGUGGUUUUCUCGUACAACCACCAGCAAAUUGACAAACAGGAGUUCCUCAAUCAGCUUCAGGCAACACUUCCUGUUCCUGAUUAUAUGCGCCCUGCGGUGCUCAUUCCCUUGGAGGAGAUUCCGUUAACCGCACACUCCAAGGUUAACCGCUCCGCAAUCCAAGCUUUGCCAUUGGACUCAACAUGCAUCGUGGCCCACAAAUCCCUUGAUCGAGAGUUGACUGAGCGGGAACUGAAAAUCGAAGGCCUUUGGAGGAAUGUUCUGCCUGUAGCUGAUACGCGAGCAAUUACUCCUACUACCAACUUUUUCCACGUCGGAGGAAGCUCAUUGCUACUGGUUAAGCUACAAAGGUUGAUCAAGAAUCAAUUCAAAGCCGCACCAAAGUUGAAUGAGCUUAUGAAUGCUGGCCGGCUGGUUGAUAUGGCGUCUUUGAUUGAAGCAAACUUGUCGUCUUGUAUUGACUGGGAUGCAGAGAUAUCUGUUCCAGAAGCAUGGGCAACCGAGUUCUCGAGAAUUGAAGAACCCAAGCCCCAAUCCGUCCAGGAAGGAAUCCGUGUUCUUUUGACUGGUGCAACAGGGUAUCUUGGAAGACAUCUGCUGCCAUCGCUCAUAAAGGCAAACAAAGUGUCGAGGAUCUUCUGUCUUGUGCGUCUCGGGACUGAUAUGGACGCAGUAGCAGCAUCAUCUGAGAAGAUCUCCAUUUUCGCCGGAGACCUCGCAGAAAAAGACUUGGGACUGAGUAGAUCAGAAUUCGACUACCUCGCUUCCGAAACAGAUGUUAUUUUGCACUUUGCUGCAAAUAGGUCAUUCUGGGAUGACUAUGAAGUCUUGCGAAGUGUCAAUUUUCUUUCUGUGAAAGAAAUGGCAAGACUGGCUCUCCGUCGUCGCAUUCCCAUCCACUUCCUUUCGUCCGGUGCGAUUCUGAUCUAUGAAGAUCAAGCCGUGCGGAGUCUAUAUGAGAAAGAUGCUAGCAAUAGCGAGCCUCUGCCUCUGAUGCCUCCUGAUGAUGGCAGCGACGGCUAUGUUGCAUCGAAAUGGGCAGCCGACCGCUUCUUGAGAAAGGUCGCAGAGCAGUUCCAGCUUCCUGUCACUCUGCACCGACCAGUACCCGUGCCUGGAUUUAGACCUGACCCAAGCCUUGCCGUACCCGAACCCGAUGAAAUGGUCAACCAGCUCGUGGAGGUGGUCAAGACUUUGAAUAUUCGACCGGCAAUGAAUGAACUUGAUGGCUGGGCGGACAUCAUUCCAAUGCAUUUCGCCGUUGAGCACAUUUGCGAUACCGUUUUUGCUCAGCAUGAUAGGAGUUCUGCACUAAACAUAGUGGACCAUCCUGCUGAGAGACGAAUCAAUUGGCAGCGAUUCAUCGAGGCACUCACGACCGACCAGCAGCUAAAUGAGCUUCCUUCUAUGCCAACGUUGUUAUGGAUUGGGGAGGCCAAGCGAUCAGGCUUCAGUUAUUUCAUGCCGUCUCAUCGUCUUAUCGUGGUGAGCGACAAAGGUGACAUGGUGUCUCGGCGUUGA